UCAAUUGGAGGAAGCAGCUUCAUUGUUUGAGACCUUUGCUCCACUUCACAGGACAUUCCCCACCGAAGGCAGUGAUGGCGAACGAGACGUGGCCCUCAUACGCCUCCCAUCAUCUGCUCCGCGGUGACCCUUUCGCCUCAAAGCUCUCCAAAGAGGCGGAUAUCGUUGCAGCUUUUUACAUCUGUAUCAUAGGAAUAAUGUCUGCAACAGGGAAUGGCUACGUCAUUUAUAUGACCAUCAAACGCAAGACCAAGUUAAGGCCUCCUGAGCUCAUGACGGUUAAUCUAGCCAUAUUCGACUUUGGCAUUUCAGUGACGGGAAAGCCCUUCUUCGUUGUGUCUAGUUUCUCCCACCGCUGGUUGUUCGGCUGGGAGGGCUGUCAAUUCUACGGCUGGGCGGGCUUCUUCUUUGGUUGUGGGAGCCUCAUCACGAUGACCAUGGUCAGCCUGGACCGGUAUCUCAAAAUCUGCCAUCUCAGUUACGGCACAUGGCUCAAACGCCACCACAUCUUCCUGUGCCUGGCAUUUGUGUGGGCGUAUGCAAUGUUUUGGGCCACCAUGCCCCUGAUCGGCUGGGGAAACUACGCCCCUGAGCCCUUCGGGACGUCCUGCACGCUGGACUGGUGGCUGGCACAGGCCUCUGUGUCCGGCCAGACCUUCGUCAUCACCAUCCUCAUCUUCUGCCUCAUCCUCCCCACUGUCAUCAUUGUCUUCUCCUAUGUCAUGAUCAUCUUCAAGGUCAAGUCUUCUGCAAAGGAGAUCUCGCAAUUUGACACCCGCGUCAACAACAGUCACAACCUUGAGUUGAAACUUACAAAGGUGGCAAUGCUGAUCUGUGCAGGCUUCUUGAUAGCCUGGAUUCCUUAUGCAAUCGUGUCCGUGGUGUCUGCGUUUGGUGACCCAGACUCAGUGCCCAUCCCUCUGUCCGUCAUUCCCACCUUGCUGGCCAAGUCCUCCGCCAUGUACAACCCCAUCAUCUACCAGGUUGUGGACCUGAAAAACUCCUGCGCAAGAUCCUCCUGUUUUAUGGCCCUGAAGAAACGCAGGCAUUUUAGAAAGUCAAGGUUCUGCACCAUCUCUGGCUCAUUAAAGAACACAGCACCAGCCAAAGAAGCUCACAUUGAGAUGUGAGACAGACGCUUUAGACUGUGGGACCUCCUUACCUCAUCUACUUUGGAAAGUUUGCCUUGUUCCCUGACCUCUGUGUCCUGCACUUACCCAGUCACGCGCUGCCUGACCUCAUCAACUGUUCACCCUCAGUCUUGCUGCUUGUUUUUAUGCCUAAGCUGGAUUUGCAUAUGCUUACCACAGUUCCCCUCUUCCUCCUACUUGGAAACGCAUCUUCCCCACAAGGUUCUCCUUCAUGUGUGGAGCUGUGUUGUAAUGUUCAGUCGUAACAACAUACAAGUAAUGUGUUGUGCGAACUCUUUGACUCUGUUUUUGUUUUUUUUCAGUAUUUCAGACACACUGUCAGUUAUGCUUUGAAAAAAAGAAAAAGAAGUUCUAUUGGCUGACUUACUACAGUGUUGUUCUCAUAAUACAGCUCGACUCAGGUUUUUGAAAUUGAGAACUUUCCAACUAGUCAUGUCACAUUAGAGAUGUCAUUUUUUUGUGAAU
This is a messenger RNA of Hippoglossus stenolepis (Pacific halibut), 1616 nucleotides long. It is a transcript of the gene opn5, whose product is annotated as opsin 5. The transcript has 6 exons. Gene Ontology annotation, cellular component: membrane. Gene Ontology annotation, molecular function: G protein-coupled receptor activity. The coding region runs from base 75 to 1130 and encodes 351 amino acids. NCBI's taxonomy places the organism in Eukaryota, Metazoa, Chordata, Actinopteri, Pleuronectiformes, Pleuronectidae. The record is from RefSeq and is a predicted model, not a curated record. Gene Ontology annotation, biological process: G protein-coupled receptor signaling pathway; visual perception.